AUGUCACCAAUGAUUGGUGAGAAUGAAGAGCAAAUCCAGGAAGGAUUCUCCCUCACCUCAGCACAUACAUGGUUAAAGAUUGGAAAGAAGUCAGAUUGCCUUUUGUUUGGAUCAAAACCAAAGGAAUAUCAUCACAUGUUCAAGAUUCAAUUCAGUGGGACAUCAAAGGAUAAAGCACUGGAAAACUGUGAAAGAUGCAUUGAGAAGCUGAAGGUUUACUUACCUGUGCAGAACGAAUCAACUGAAGAACAAUUAAUGAGUGUUUCAGAGGAAAGAAUACCUGUGACACAUCUUGUACAAUCUGUGUUAAACCCUCAGGAAAAGGACUUGCAGGCUGCCGAUCCACCCCCUGCUUUGAGUUCUGAUGAGCUAGGGGCCUUUAUUAAAAUAUGUCUAUUGGAUCAACACUUUCCUGCAUUUGUUGAAGCUGUAGAAAAAGAGCUGCACAAACUCACAGAACGCGAACAGUGCAAGGAAUCAGAAAGACAAUCACAGCACAAAUAAAUAGUGUAUGGAUUUUUAUGUAUUUU
Messenger RNA from Pelobates fuscus (common spadefoot toad), 530 nucleotides. RefSeq names its product REC114 meiotic recombination protein (gene REC114). Lineage: Eukaryota; Metazoa; Chordata; Amphibia; Anura; Pelobatidae. The record is from RefSeq and is a predicted model, not a curated record. The transcript is spliced from 5 exons. The coding region runs from base 1 to 504 and encodes 167 amino acids.